Amoebophrya sp. A25 is the source of this 2298-nucleotide messenger RNA. Lineage: Eukaryota; Dinophyceae; Syndiniales; Amoebophryaceae. The record is from the annotation of a GenBank genome assembly.
GAUCAAUUUUAGCAGCUGGCUCGUCUUCUAUCAGUCUUCUAGGUCUCUCUUCUAAUUCUAUGUAUAGGUUACAACUAGAGCUAAAAAAGAGAUCAUGUCGCAAAGGACUUCGUACUUUCUCCGGAUGGCAUGGGGCGGCUCGUCGUGCUCGUCCGCAGUGCGAGCACCUAGUAGUAGAAAGAUCCGCAGUUGUCUACCAUUAUCUUCUCUAGCGCAGAUGAUGGACCUCCACGAAGCGUCUCUAUGUCCAGAAGACCACAACGACAACUCUUCAAAGAACGCUUCUUCACCUGGAGGACCUUCGUCAUUUCUGAAGAACAACCUCCCAACUUCUUCAUCUUUCAGUUCAGGAGGCAGUUCUUCUAGUACUGCUCGUGCUCCUUCCAGCAAUUACCAUCUUCACAAAAACCCGACGGCGCCGACGAGGACUUAUCCGCAAGAACCACACACUCCUACUUCCUGCACAAUCCCACAAGCGCGCAUAAUCUCUCGACAGCACGCUUUGGUAAGGCAUCUGCGAGAACUACGGAGAAACAAAGGACUGAGGACAAGCGAUACGCUGUUUGUGAAAGGUGGGAAUUUGUUUGCCGAGGCUCUGAGGAGAGAGCCGUUGCUUCAACGAGAAGCAGUGCAAGUGAAUCGUGGGAGACGAGAUGAACAUGAACAAAGUAAUGACGACGAUGAUGGUGGAGAUGAUGGUCCCGACGAUGAAUUCGAGUCUUCCUGUUCCUCGAGGACCCAUCCCGGUGGACGUCGUGGUCAUGGAGCAAGCGGCCACCGCCCAAGAAAUGUCCUCCAUGUAAAAUCCCUCGUCAUCCGCUUUGAAGCCGACGGACGGAUCGAAGGCGCUGUGGCUGAUGUAUGGCCAUAUUGCCGCGUCUAUCGUUUGCCGCUGGAGCUUUUGGAGUACGUGAUGUCUGACAAUCUGCCGGAUCUAGGGGAUCCUGCACUGCCUGAUGACGACGGUUUUCUCCCUGUCGUCACAGAGUUCGGGAGUGGGAAGAACGGUAGUGCGGCCACAACGAGAACUAGAAAUACUGCUUCAGGUUCAACUCCUUCAGCUUCUAGUUCAACAAGCUCAACAAAAAAGAUUGCUGGUUGUAGACUUCCGUCUGUGGAGAGCCUGGAAGCAAGAUGGCAAGCCUUGAAAGAAGAAGCGACGUCUACUGAAAGCAAGAGGAGUAUCGAUGAGUUAUAUUCAGAAUACGCUGAUGGUGAUGAUGAAAGGAAUCCUGAAGAAGCUGAUAAGGCAGCUGAGACAAAAGUAGAGGUGGAACAGGACGAUCAGGAUGAAGCUUUACUUCGAUCUCCUUCUGAAGCUCGGGCUUUUCUCUAUGCUUUGCUGAUGCGAGAAGGCUCAUUUUUGGUCGGAGAGGUUUUUAAACCAAAAACUUUACUAGAAGGAGGUUCUGAACAUCAAGUCACGAUAAAUUCCGGCACUCAUCGCUUGAGAAAAGGUAAAAAUACCAGGCCCCUGUACCUCGCUCUGGAUGGUAUCCAGUAUCCAGACAAUAUGGGUCGCCUGCUUCGUGUCGCGGAAGCUCUCUCCUUUGACGGUGUACUGACCUUAGGCCGGAGCGCAGUGUCACCUUGGAAUUGGCGCACUCUCUGUCAUUCUGGUCUAUCUCCAGGUUGGUGCUUGCCUGUUGAGUUGUGUCCCUCAUCUAUGGCUAUGGCAGAACGCAUGCGAGAACUGAAUCUGUUACCACUGCUGGCUAGUGCAGAAGCACCACACACCUUGAGGGACGUGUUGGGAAAUCGGCAAUGUCUGGAAUUAUUGAAGGGGUCUGAUGAAGGUGCAGGAGGAGAAGGAGAUGCACUUGCACAACCAGAAACUACGCCUGGCGUCUGCCUCAUCCUCGGGUCUGAGUCCUUUGGUCCCAGUGCUGAUGUCCGUGCUAACGCUGUGCCUGUGAAAGUCGAUAUGGCGUCGACUUUGAUAAAGUCUCUGAAUGUGUACGUCGCUGGGGGGAUAUUGAUGGAAGAGCUGCGGGGGGCAAUGGAUAGAUUGAGGGUAUAAGUUUCUGGGUGUUUCAUGUGCUUGACCGUAGAAGUAUCAUUUUGGCUAUUUAAUGAAAGAGAAGAACGAUGUUGAAGGUUUCUUCUGGAGGUAGAAGAGGAAAGAAAACGUAUGCCUGGUUUUUGACGAUGAUUCGGUAUUCACAAUAAUGAAUGUGGACGAUCCCUUUUCUAGGGAACAAACUGUAUGCAAACAGGACGAUAUGGAGAGGACAGAAGUCAAAGAUUUUUUAGGAUGAAAGAAAAGUGGAAUUGGAAAUGAUUUUUCUCCCCCCUGAU